Molecule: messenger RNA, 1087 nt
Organism: Vicugna pacos (alpaca)
Lineage: Eukaryota; Metazoa; Chordata; Mammalia; Artiodactyla; Camelidae
Gene: EIF3F
Product: eukaryotic translation initiation factor 3 subunit F
Biological process (GO): translational initiation
Cellular component (GO): eukaryotic translation initiation factor 3 complex, eIF3m
Molecular function (GO): metallopeptidase activity; translation initiation factor binding; translation initiation factor activity
Source: RefSeq, a predicted model, not a curated record
CGGGCGACAGCAGCGGCUGGGAAGCGGCUCCGGGGCCAGACCCCAGCCUCAGCGCCAGCCCCAGCGCAGACGCCGGCGCAGUCGCUGCCUAGUCCUGCUCUCCCAGGCCCCUUCCCCGGCGGCCGCGUGGUCCGGCUGCACCCGGUCAUUUUGGCCUCCAUCGUGGACAGCUAUGAGCGACGCAACGAGGGCGCCGCCCGAGUUAUCGGGACCCUGCUGGGAACCGUCGACAAGCACUCAGUGGAAGUCACCAAUUGCUUUUCAGUGCCGCACAACGAGUCAGAAGAUGAGGUGGCUGUUGACAUGGAAUUUGCUAAGAACAUGUAUGAACUGCACAAGAAAGUCUCUCCAAAUGAGCUUAUCCUGGGCUGGUACGCCACGGGCCAUGACAUCACAGAGCACUCUGUGCUGAUCCACGAGUACUACAGCCGGGAAGCCCCCAGCCCCAUCCACCUCACUGUGGACACGAGCCUCCAGAACGGCCGCAUGAGCAUCAAGGCCUAUGUCAGCACUUUAAUGGGUGUUCCUGGGAGGACCAUGGGGGUGAUGUUCACACCGCUGACAGUGAAAUAUGCGUAUUAUGACACUGAACGCAUCGGAGUUGACCUGAUCAUGAAGACCUGUUUUAGCCCCAACCGGGUGAUCGGCCUCUCCAGUGACUUGCAGCAGGUGGGCGGGGCAUCGGCCCGCAUCCAGGACGCCCUCAGCACGGUGCUGCAGUAUGCGGAGGACGUGCUGUCUGGAAAGGUGUCUGCUGACAAUACCGUGGGCCGCUUCUUGAUGAGUCUGGUUAACCAAGUCCCCAAAAUAGUUCCCGAGGACUUCGAGACCAUGCUCAACAGCAACAUCAACGACCUGCUGAUGGUGACCUACCUGGCCAAUCUCACACAGUCACAAAUUGCCCUCAAUGAGAAACUUGUAAACCUAUGAAUGGGCCCCAGGCAGCACUCCUGCCAGCCUGGGCCCCAGCCCACCCUGAGACUCAGAAUGGAGUGAAGAAGAAAUGGUUUCUUUGUGGUUCGAGUCACACUGAGUCAGUCAACUGCUUGUGACUCUAAAUAAACAUAGCCUACCUUUUGUAAAUGAA